AGGAUGUUUCAUGAGAGAAGACUCCUUGUUGUGCCAAUUUCUUCAGAGGAACCUCGGUUGGCUCAUGUGGUAUAAAAAUCUUGAUGAACAAGAACUGUUGUAAGUAUAACACGGAGGAACCAAAAGUAAUGUCGCGCGAGCGAACGACCAUUAUACUGAAAUAUUAGAGCCACAAAGAAGUUGAAGUAGAACAACAAAGAUGGGUGGCAAAGAGGACUACGAUGAUUUUGGAUAUGAGUCUUCAGAGGCUGGCAACUCUUCUGAUUCGGAGCGAGACCACGCCAGACACGCCUUUAAAGGCGACGACAGUGAUGGAGAUGAUAGUGACGACGAUAAUGUCUAUCAAGGACGAGGUGGUCGUAAACACGAGAAUGGUGAGGAUGACGAGGAUUUGAUGUAUGCCUCCUUGCGGACUCUGAAAGCGCCACGUGGCAGUAGUAAGGAUCAGCAUGGCCGCCCAGAUCUCCAGCACGGCACAACUAAAAGGAAGAAGAAGAAAAAAAACGAUCGUGACGAUGUUGAGACUUUGCUACGCCUAGGUGCCGAAAACGCCAAACGAAAGCGAGAAGAAGCUGCUUUUGAGGACGAUCGUCGUGACGUCUCCUGGGAUCCCAUAGCAGAAGAGCGUGCCAAGAAGAAGCAAAAAGUGUUCGAACAACUGAAGAAAAAGGAACAGACAAGUGGCGUAACAGGGAGUCAUGGAUUGGCGAAGGUGCAAUUGCAUGGCUUACUCAAAGCCCCAUCAUUGAAUGGGCGACUCGGAUGGGUAUCGAGGUGUUUGUUCGACGCUGCGGUUGGAGAAGACAGCACGACAAAAGAAGAGCGAUUGUCUGUUACCCUCCUUGCUGGUACUGGUACUGGUGGAAUUAGUAGUACAGGAAAUGCGAAUGCAAAUGCAAAUGAGGUGAAAAGCCUAUUACCGAAAAAUCUAGUGGAAGUGCGUACUGGGAGUCUAGGACGCAUUAGUGGGCUUGAAGGCGCUAGAGAGCUAAAUGGGCAGUUGUGUCAAUACGGAGCGUUUCAUGUCGAGGCAGGUCGUUACGAUGUCGUGCUCGCGGAUGGAGCCAUAAAACGGAUCAAAAACACCAACAUCGAAUUGGUCAGGAAUUACGACCACUUGGUAUUGCCCAAAUUGAAGGUGUUAGAGGAACAGCAGUCCUCUGCGACGAAAAAAGGAGGCUCGUCAAGUUCUACAAUUAAGGCUAGAAGAAAUCCAUCCUCACAGGCAUCUUGGUCCCGUUUCUCAAGGGAAAAAAGACGGAAGACGUCGCUGAGGAUGGAUUUCUUCUAGCUCUAAUACAACCUCAUCAUCCUCUGCAUCUUACGUCAUCGCACCGAAAGAGGCACAAGCCUUGGACGGUCUUAGGGCGAUUGAAAAUAACGGACUUCCUGUGCCCCAAUUAGUGAAGUUGGAGGAUCUGUUGAAGGCCGUUGCAGCUGUGCCGGCAGGCGGAAGUAGUAGUUCUGCGACCGGUUCCGACAGUUGUAGUCAUCUCUCUUGGUUAGAAAAACUUCCCACAGUUUCCGGCCGGGCACUUCUGAAUAACUCGACUGAUUCAUCUACAUCUGCUAUGACAAGCACAAGUCCGGAUCAAAAUAAUACUUCAAGUUCAUCUACAACUCAAAGAGUAGUCUUCAUAAGUCUUCCCAGGCACGCGCUUUGCACAAGUGGGGGAGUGUCGAGUGCAGCGGAAGCAAAUAAGCUCAGGCUGGCACUACAAAAACUGGCUCUCGAGUACAAACGCCUCUUUAACACUACUAUCGAGAAAAAUAGUGCUCCCGCAGACGAUGGCCAGGAUGUCUAUUUUCUCUUCCCACACCUAGCAGUGAAGUCAUUUCCGAUACUGCAGACUUUGUUUCUGCAGUAUUACCCGUGUUAUUUGAGACUCUGCAGGGAGAUUGUGUUUGUAGAUCACACUUCUAGUAGUGCUGCUGGAGCUGACACCUCUUCUACUUCACCUUCUUCGUCCUUACAUCACGCAUGGACCCGUAUCGACGCUCUUCUUGCUUCCCAGUUCUUAGUUGGUGUGCCGCUUUACCAUUGUGUUGCAGAUAAACACGACAAGAUAUCUCUAGGGGGUGGCGAGUCGUUGCUUUCUACUAAGAAAAACGACGUCGUGGUACCGAAGCCUGAAGAUGGAAACUUAGUACGGCAGCCGCCAGAGCAAAAGCGGGCUGUGGUGGACUAUUCGAAGGUGUAUGGGUGGAAAGACUCACUGAAAGUUGAAGUGUGGGAACUAUGUCAAUAGACUCCAGAGCUGAUUUUUCCACAAAAGCAAUGCUUCCACCACUCUCUGACCGCUGCUCUCCCUUUUUUCUUUUUUUCUCGAAAUUGAACUUGACGUUGAUAUCACAUUCAUCUAACGCUGAUACAAGAGG
Messenger RNA from Amoebophrya sp. A25, 2379 nucleotides. Lineage: Eukaryota; Dinophyceae; Syndiniales; Amoebophryaceae. The record is from the annotation of a GenBank genome assembly.